GGGAGGGGAAGGAGAAGGGCGGGUGGAGGCUGGCGGCCGUCCUUACGUGACGGGAAGAGGCGGUGCUCGGGCGCGCGCCGCCAGUAACGGCUGCGCGCCGGCGUCUCCACCCCCUCAGCGGGCGGCGGUGAGUGCGCCAGGCCGGCUGCCGGCGUGGGACCGAGGAGAGGGCGGGCAGGCGCUCGGACGGACGCUGGCACGGUUUCCUAAAUCUAAAAGAAAGGCCGAGUUAGAGUACCCUUCCAAAAUGGCUGCUCUUAAGGAAGAGAGAGAUGUGGAAGACUACAAGAGAAAAGGAAGACGAUCCUCACAGCAGAAAUACCGUAGACUGAAUAAGGGCCAUGAGCCUAAGGAGCCAGAGCAGUUGAGAAAGCUGUUCAUUGGAGGUCUGAGCUUUGAAACAACAGAUGAUAGCUUGAGAGAACACUUUGAAAAAUGGGGCACACUCACGGACUGUGUGGUGAUGAGAGACCCACAAACAAAACGUUCCAGAGGCUUUGGCUUUGUGACUUACUCUUGUGUGGAAGAGGUGGAUGCUGCCAUGAGUGCUCGACCACAUAAGGUAGAUGGACGCGUGGUUGAACCAAAGAGAGCAGUUUCAAGGGAGGAUUCUGUAAAGCCUGGGGCGCAUCUCACAGUAAAGAAAAUAUUUGUUGGUGGAAUUAAAGAAGAUACAGAAGAAUAUAACUUAAGGGAGUACUUUGAAAAAUAUGGCAAGAUUGAAACCAUAGAAGUCAUGGAAGACAGGCAAAGUGGAAAGAAAAGAGGCUUCGCUUUUGUAACUUUUGAUGAUCAUGAUACAGUUGAUAAAAUAGUUGUUCAGAAAUAUCAUACUAUAAAUGGACAUAACUGUGAAGUGAAAAAAGCACUCUCAAAACAAGAGAUGCAGACUGCUAGCUCUCAGAGAGCAAAAUAUUUUGUAGGUCGUGGGGGUGGCUCAGGCAAUUUCAUGGGUCGUGGAAAUUUUGGAGGCGGUGGAGGAAACUUUGGCCGAGGAGGAAACUUUGGUGGAAGAGGCGGCUAUGGGGGUGGUGGUGGCGGUGGUGGGAGCAGAGGAAGCUUUGGGGGUGGUGACGGAUACAAUGGAUUUGGUGAUGGUGGUAACUAUGGAGGUGGUCCUGGGUAUGGCAGCAGAGGAGGUUAUGGUGGUGGUGGAGGACCAGGAUAUGGAAACCCAGGUGGUGGAUAUGGAGGUGGAGGAGGAGGAUAUGAUGGCUACAACGAAGGAGGAAAUUUUGGAGGUGGUAAUUAUGGUGGCAGUGGAAACUACAAUGAUUUUGGCAAUUACAGUGGACAGCAGCAGUCUAACUAUGGUCCCAUGAAAGGUGGUGGCAGCUUUGGUGGUAGAAGUUCAGGCAGUCCCUAUGGUGGUGGUUAUGGAUCUGGAAGUGGAAGUGGGGGCUAUGGUGGUAGAAGAUUCUAAAAAUGCUACCAGAAAAAGGGUUGAAUGAGAAGCUGCUGCUUGACAAAAUGGGGAAUGUCUUGCACAUCCUCUUCAAUUGAAGGUUUCUGACUGGGUAAGAUUUGUAGUGCAUAGUAAAACACGUGUUUAAUGCUCAUUUCCUUCUUAGGCUUUCCUUUACCAGCCUUUUGAUAGUAGGGAAAGCCUUAAGUAUAAAGGAACAAGUAUUCCCGUGUAUGUCAUCCAGUGUUUCUUGUUCUGGAUUAGGGGUGUCUGCUGACAUAACUGCUGUUCAAGAAUCUUCCUUUCCUGGCAGGUACAAAAUUGCUGUGUGUCACAGAUCAACAAAAAGAAACGAUAAAUGUUUUGAAAUACAUUCUCUUAGUUACCAUGAAGAGUGUGCAGUCUGCUUUUGAAAAAUUGUACUUUAACUUGUAACAGAAAUGGAAGCCUUACCCAGUGUGAUAUGAAAAGGUUAUGACACUCUUAAGCAGCUCAUCACAAUUCACAGAUUGUAUUGAUUCUGCACUAAUUCCAUAAACACGUUUUGCAUUUAUUAAAACAGAGGUUUCCAUCAUAAUAAAUUAAUUUUAGCUUACCAAGCGAAUUUGUAUUCAAAUGUAAAUAUCUAGUUCCCUUUCAGAUUUUUGGUGCUUUCAGGGUAGUUUAGUGGAGGCUAAUAUUGAUGAGUGAUACUCAGCCGAAAGCACAACUGUAUAUGGAUGAAUGGCAAUAAAAUAACUUUUCAUGGAAUCUGAUUUAUAUGCAUGUGGGUUCUUAACUCUUGGAAUGUGUAUUUCCUGUUCUGUAUUAUGGACUGUUACAGGUAUGGGGUAUUCCAAUUCCUUUUUGGAUAGUAGUUACCUAUUUUAACUUAUCAGCACAUAUUCACAUCUGUGCAGUAUUCCUGCAAAAAUCUGUUUCUAUUUUAGUUGGUUAUUUAGUGUUGGUUAUGCUUAAGUUACUCAGAAAAAGGCAAAUUGAAUACAUGCAUUUCAGUUUAACUCGGGCCUUAGGAAAAUUUGCAGACUGAUUCCACUAGUGAAACUUGUUACUGGCUGUCUGUGAAUAUCUAGAAAGCAAACUUCACAUUGUAACAUGUACAAUCAGAAGUUAACUUGAAGUAUUUUACAAUGGUAAUGUGCAAUUUUCAUAUAAUCAGGAGCUACUUACUAAAUGGAAAUCUCACAGUUAGUGUAUACUUAAAAUACUUGCCAACAUUUUAUUUUACUUAGCCAAGGUUGAGCUAAAAUUCAAACCUGCUGCAGUGAGGUCCCAGUCUCUCCUUUGUGUAGUAUACUAGAUAACUUGUUGCUUAGGUGAUGAGCUUGCUUCCUUACCAGAGGUGAAAUACACUUUUCCUCUGCUAUGCAGAGGUGCUCUUGUGAACUCAUCUAGUCAUGUAAAGGUAGAAAUACAUAACAAGGAAAAGCAUUAAUGUGGCUUAUGCUUACUCAGUUACAGGCAAAUGCUUUUGUACCGCGGGGAAGGAGGAAUGUUACUUUUUUUUUUUUUUACAGCAAAGCAAAAGUUUCUGGUUUGCAUCCCAUUAGAGGCCUGUGUAUAAAUUUCCUUUCCAUACUGUGCUCUUGAGGGUUCUUUUUGCACUAAUUGUGUAACUAGAUACUCACUUUUAGAGUUACUUUCACACUUGGAUUUACAACUCUUACUGAUUGAUUUGCUUCAUUUCAACGAUAUCCUUUUUUUUCUCUCAGAAAUAAACCUUGUCAAAGAUGAAUACUUUAAUACAUUAAUUCUUAAUACUGAGGAAUAUUUGGUCAAGUGUAUCUUUGUCCAAGAGGCACUUCCAAGAGUUAAGAAUAUUAUUUAAUGACUAGGUUUUUCUGUAGUAGUUGCUAUUGAAAAUAGCAGCUGUAAAUGGAGAUGUGAAUAAAAUUACAAAGCAUUGGUCCUUAGGCUAGAGUUCUACGUGACCCUAUUUAAUACCUAGAGCUAUAUGUUAACUUCAAAGCAAAUCAUACUUUCAGGUAAUAAACAUGUAUUUCUCCAAAAGGAGUCCAGGCAGAUGCAGAUUUGAUAAAUGUUUUAUUAGAUAACAAAUUAAUCACAGUAUCUUAACUUUGAUAUCCUUUGAAUAUUUUAAGGUGGGAAGGGGAAUGCUCCUGGUCUUUCAAGUAUCGCUUGUGUGAUGUACUGACUUGCUGCUGUCUUUGGUUCCUGUAUUUAGGACGUUAACUUUUUAUUCAUAUACUGUCUAUACUGCAAUGGAAUAUUCACUUACAUAUCAAUCUGUGGUCUCUGACAAAUAUGUGUAUCUUGUGUGGAGCAUGAAAGAUCUUGAGUAUUACUAAAAUUCAGAUAUCUGAUGGAUCAUUCUUUUUCUGCUGUGGGUACUACAGGUUGACAUCUCUAUCUAAGAUUAGCUUUUUCCUCAACUAAAGUAAUCCAAGUAUCUCCGUAGAAGAAAAAUGACCUUCAUGUAGAAGAUAAUAUCGCAAGAUUGGAAACAGAAUAACAUAUUUUAAUAACUGGCAAAGACUUGAAGAGCAAUGGUGCUAGUAUGGUAAAAUCUUAUAACUUGUGGUUAAACAAGUUUAAAAAUAUGGAAAUUAAAAAUUUCAAUAUAGUCCAUAAUGGAUUGAAAUUUGUUUAAAAUUAUUUCACUUUUGUAUCAAAAUAAAGUGUACAUUGUCAAAUGACUUAAAAUCUAAAAUGUGUUGCCAUCACCUUUUUUUGUUUAGUGCUGUGAAGAGCACAAACUGAUCUUAAAUUGCAACACACUGGCAGGAUCAUCUUUCCAACUGGGAACUGCGAGUCAGAAGUUAACCUUGAUUCAACCCAGCUCCUGAAUUUUCGUUUUAGCAGCUUCACAACUUUAGCAGCUUCACAACUGAAUGACUUAAUAAAGAAAUAAAUGGUUUGCA
Molecule: messenger RNA, 4287 nt
Organism: Cygnus olor (mute swan)
Lineage: Eukaryota; Metazoa; Chordata; Aves; Anseriformes; Anatidae
Gene: HNRNPA3
Product: heterogeneous nuclear ribonucleoprotein A3
Exons: 13
Coding region: 248-1423 (391 amino acids)
Molecular function (GO): RNA binding
Source: RefSeq, a predicted model, not a curated record